Molecule: messenger RNA, 7304 nt
Organism: Seriola aureovittata
Lineage: Eukaryota; Metazoa; Chordata; Actinopteri; Carangiformes; Carangidae
Gene: cygb2
Product: cytoglobin 2
Exons: 7
Coding region: 1286-1882 (198 amino acids)
Biological process (GO): oxygen transport
Molecular function (GO): oxygen binding; heme binding; iron ion binding
Source: RefSeq, a predicted model, not a curated record
GUGUGACCCUGGGGUGCGUUUUACAGAAGUGAACAGUGAAGUUAUGUACACAAUGAAACUCGGUGGCCAGGCCUCAUUAAUGUCACAUGGAGGUAUCGUAAACUGACAGGUCCUGGGAGAUGAGGAUGGACGUGGGUAGGAGGCUGCAGAACUUCCAGCCCUUAAGGACGAGGGAUGGCAGGCAUGGUUGUUCCUUGUGGAGAUUGGCUGCAGAGGUUUCCCAGCUAAAUCAACAUGGCGGAUGUUGUCAGCUCUGGGCCUGGACAAAACGCGCAAGACACAAGCAGCUGGCAGGAUGGGGCCGGAGGCAGAAUGAGCUCUGGCUGGAUGUGGAGCAGACGAGAGGAGGGAAGCUGGAAGCUAGGAGCAGAUGGGCAGUGAUUUGGCCACCACUGCCAGCCCACCAACUGGAGAGUGGUGAAGGUCGCCCUCAGCUUCCUCCUUACCUGGCAAACUGUCUGCUGCAAUGUCUGGAGAGAGUUUUGUGGAGAAGCAGAACCUUCUCAUUGUGUCUCGCUGUUUAUGGAUACUUUGUGUCAGAGCAGAGGCUGCCGAGAGCUGUGAGAGUGAACCAGAACAGUGAAGCUGUGGGCUGGAAAACCAAAACAACGAGCUGAAAGACACUGCAACACUGUGUGGAGCUGCAGGGACUGAUUGGGUGAAAAUAUUCUAUUUCUCCACCUCUCUCUCUCUCUCUCUCUCUCUCUCUCUCUCUCUCUGUGUGUUUGUCUCCCCACCCCGGCGCUCUCAUUCCAUCAGGUCCUCACAACACACACACCGCAGCCUCCGAACGCCUCAUCUCCUCCACCAGAGCAAGAGGAUCAGAGAGAGGGAGAGUAGAAGUGACAGUGGAGCAACAUCAGCAUCACUGACAAGCAUCUCCCUCGCUGGGGGAGAGGGGGAGAAAGAGGAGAAGUGGCAAGAGUGAGGAGAAAAGAAAAAGAGAGGGAGCGAAACAGUGAGAGAAAUAAGUUUUUAGGAGGCAGGAGGACAAGUGAGGGAGACUUUGGAGUGAGAGAUCUUGGUGGGUGGCAGUGGGGGGGGUUGGCCGCUCCAUUUUCCCUUUUCUUUUUUUGGCUGUGAGCGCUGCCUGCCUCUGCUCUUCUCCUUCUCCCCUCCUCCUCCUCUUCCUCUUCUUCCUCCUCUGUGCUCCUCUUUUCAUCCCGACUCUCCUCUCCCAGCUCCCGCCGUGGGGUCUCAGCUCUCCGUCUCCCUCCCCCCCUCCCUCGCUCCCUACCUCCCCCGUGCCCUGCUGGGAGCCUCUGGGCUGCUGCGCCGCAGGAGGAUGUCUCGCAGGGAGUCUCCGCCGCCGCCCUCGCCACCUCCACCUCCGCAGCUGCUGGGAGUGCGGAGAGGAGAGGUGCAGUGCGAGGAUCGUCCGGAGCGCGCCGAGCCGCUGUCCGACGCCGAGAGGGAGAUCAUCCAGGACACGUGGGGGCACGUCUACAAGAACUGCGAGGAUGUGGGGGUGUCUGUGCUCAUAAGGUUCUUUGUCAACUUCCCAUCAGCCAAACAAUACUUCAGCCAGUUCCAGGACAUGGAGGACCCAGAGGAGAUGGAGCGAAGCAGCCAACUUCGGCACCAUGCCCGCAGGGUGAUGAACGCCAUCAAUACUGUGGUGGAGAACCUCCAUGACCCAGAGAAGGUGUCGUCAGUGCUGGCCCUGGUGGGAAAGGCCCAUGCCAUCAAACACAAGGUGGAGCCCAUGUACUUCAAGAUCCUGAGCGGCGUGAUGCUGGAGGUGUUGUCUGAAGAUUUCCCAGAAUUCUUCACGGCAGAGGUGCAGAUGGUGUGGACCAAACUGAUGGGGGCGGUGUACUGGCACGUGACGGGGGCCUACACAGAGGUGGGCUGGCUCCAGGUCUCCAGCUCAGCGGUGUGAAGAGUUAGGAGGAAGAGGGGGUAAAGGAGUUUCCAGUGGACUUAAUGAAAUGAAAAAAAGGGAAAAAUAUGUGUUUGUGAUCAUGUAGACGAGUGGGAUUUCAAGGGGUUCUGUGAGGAUGGUUUCACAGACAUGGAUGAGAUUAAUGUGGUAAUCCGUGCAACUCUGUACUUUAUUUUGGUGACAUUUUGGUGCUAAGCCUUCGUUGUGGUGGUGUUUCUGCAAUGCACUUCCCAGGGAUCACUUGGACACCAAAUGAUGUAGCCACAUGUCGUUUUACUUUCCUAAUUAAGUUUUAGCUCAUGAUAGUGGUGCUUUAGUGUGUGUUUAUGGCCACGGAGGCAAUCACUGCUAACGCUAACUGUCCAGUUCUUCUACUGUUUAUUCCAGACAAACUGCUACCAAAAAUAUGUAAUACAUCACUUCCUCUGUAGCAUGGGAUCUUCCCCAUCAAAAAAUCUACGAAGUGCUUAUACAAAUCCAAAAGCUUUAAUGAAAUGGUGUUUUUUGUUUUACUGGUCUGUUACAUUCAUUGACAAUUAACCCCUUCGCUAAGCCCCACCCGGCCUGUUGCGUGGCCUGUCAAGCUUUUCCUGUCUAGCACAGUGAUAAAAGGUAGAGGUAGAUUCACCAAUCAAAAUCCUCAGUAAUGUUUGAAACAAUUGUUCCUUGAGAGAGAAAAAGGCAUGACAAGACAUUGAUAGGCAAAGGCAGGUGUAUCAUUUCUCACUUUCCUAUACAUAAUGACAACUGUGGCUAGCAGAUUUCAUUGCUAGCUAGUUAAUUAAUGUUAGAUUCAAAAUUAAAAUUGAAAUAGCCUAGCUGUCUCAGACUGACUUGUUUUAAAUCAAGAACCUUGAAAAAGACACCUGAAGAGUUCAUAACAGCUACAUGAUAUCAUGCUAAAAGACUGAGGCUAAAUGACCAAGAUCCAUUUAGAAGAAAUGAAAUGAAAUGAUUUUGCAUUGUAGGGUAGCUAGUUAAGCCUAGUCUUAUGGUCUAGUAUGAGGGGAAAAAGACUGUAUUAUAGUUACGUAUUUGAAGGAAAAAUAAAAAGGAACGCAUCACCUGGGAAUGGCUUCAAUACUAUAAAAUUGAACUACAAUUUAUAAUCCCACAAAAUAGCUAAUGAUGUGCUCCUUAGCCUUAAAGCUAUGUUUCUGCUGUAUGUAAUAAGCUACUGGGGCAGACAUGCUAUUGCUUGCGGCUUACAUUAAGAGCAGAUAAACAUGGUUUUGUAAAGGUUAUGAGAGAGACAUCACUCUCCAAACUCUUUAUGCUGAUUUCAUUAACUGCAUGUGUGGAAAUCCAAAGCUUGACAGGCUUGCCAUGCCUAGUUACCUAAGGUGUGACUGGACCAUCGCUGUUCAGGGUAGGCUUUUAGUGAAUGGUCAGUUGGGGAUGUCAGAAACAGACAUUUAUUUAUACAAAAAUGUUGCGGAUUAUUACUUUAUAGCGUUCAUUUCUGUGGAAACCUGCAGUGAGAGAAACAUCCUCGGGCUAAGCCACACAUAUGAAUAUACUUCAUGAUAUUUUGAAAGAGAGGUUAAGAAAUGUUUAGACAAGGAAUGAUUUUUAAGCUAUGAGGGGGGGGCAGUUAGUUGUUGAAGCCCCAGCUACGGGACCAUGGAGCUGCUGACUGUUAAUAGAUUCUCUUUGUGUUCUACUACAGUAUAUCCUCAUGUUUAGGGGACCUGCGCCCCCUUCUCUCUCUAUUGAUGCAUUGCGUGCUCUUAAUGUCUUGUUUAACUUUACUGAGGUGUUGUUUGUAUAACUGUACAGUGGGCAAGUGUGCAUACUCUUCUGCCUUUGUUUACAACUCAUUGGCAUGUUGACCUGUUGACGUGUUGAAGAGGGCUGUUUUUUUCUUUGCUACGUCUUGGACUAUCAACAACGCUUUAAACUUUUUCCUGUCUACCACUUUCAUUACACAAACACACAUUGUGAAGGAAAGUAUCAGCAGGUGGACACAGUCAGUAACCACACGUGUACACAUUCACACAGAGGCAUGCUAUAAGACCUCCCCUGUGCUAAUAUUUACAAGACUGUCAGUUAGUUUACCUCUUCAAAACCCCAUCAGAGAGACAUGCUGCAUUAAAGGCUCCAUUAAGGGCUUUUGAAACUCACUCUGGAGGUCUGCGAGAAACAAGUCAGCUUUAGAAGUGCCAUCAGUCCGUUUCUUUUGACUUCCUACCAAUUCAACACAAGAAAUCAUAUACAAAUACAUGAACCGCAUAAUUUCAAUUGUGCUGCCUAUGUUCCAACGUAGUGGAUGUUUUCUUUAUAUUUGACAAGGGAAAUGGCGCAAGAUCAAUGUCAUUUUUCCUUGCGGUUUCUCCCUAAACUCUGCAGACAUCAUAUUUAGUUGUCUGCCCUUCCUCAAACAUGCCUUUCUUUACCUUACUUAACCUCACGUUCUUGUCGCCGGUGCAUGCACCACUGUUUGCGGUCCCCAUGUGCAAGUCUCUCUCCAGUCAAUUCCCAAACAUACACAGCAAAUCAGUUUAGGAUGGACAUUUGAUCCAAUCUUCAGUUUGCAUCUGCUCCAGUGACGUCCUGUAUCUCCAGUCUGAACCCCCCUUGGCAUCGGCAUCUGGCAUUAAUGAGGAGGUAAUGAGUCUCCUCUCCUCCUCAUUUGGUCAUUCAUCUACUGUAACUUCCCAUUGCCUCCGUUAGGGCCGCGUCACUGAGGACAAAAACAAUUAUGACUGGGCAGAUGGUCUUAAAGCCACCACACCAUGGCAGCAAUUCACAACAACACUUUAUAAAAAUCUCUUUCAUUUACUUGGAAGAGAAUGAGUUGAGCACAGUAUCAUUCAAGGAUACGUAUCAGAAAUAAAAUAAAAUAAUUUUUUAAGUGACUUCCUGGGGGCAUUAUUUACACAUUAUGCCUUGUCUUGGACCACUGCUUUCCAAACUUUUUCUAUCAUGCUUUCCCUUUCUCCCCCUGGUGUGUAAAUUGAUUGACUUUUCAUCCACUAGGCAAAAUACUGGGGAAACUGGUAAAAAAUGAAUUAAUAAAAAGGAGCCAAGUUAAAUCUAAUUGAAUUAACAUUAUCAAAAAUCUGAUCGGUAUGUCUUUAAUUAUUUAGCUAAUUAGUUUCUGUUCCAUAAGUGCAAAGUACAAUUCUUAAAACUGUCUUUGCAUAGGAAGACACAAGGCUCUGCUGCUGUAUUGACAGUUUUUCUUUUCCUCACGGUCAAACAUCUGUUCAUCCUGUACUUUACUUGUUGUCUUGCUUUCUGGAUGCAUCUUGCUAACCUGACUCCUUUUGUCUUUCACAAACAAUUCAGAUUUAUAGACCUUUAACCACAGCAGACAUUUUUACUUGUCAUGCACAGGUGUAACUAAUAACAUUAACGAUGGCUCUGAUCCAGCAAUCUUUGGCACACAGCGAUUAAAAGACUAUUAGAAACACCUGUGUUUGUCAAGUCAAAAUGUCUGCUCAUUUCUUUCCCUUGGUCAUAUGUGCUCCCCCUGUAUUGGCUCUGUGCGCUCCACUGCCUUCAACCACGCUGUUAAAUGUACCUGGCUCUGUGCUCAUUUUCAAUUUGCACAUAAAAAGUAUAAUCAGAAAAGCCAGAAAUUUGAAAAAAGACAGAAAUACGCUUGGCUGAGGUAGAAGUUUUUGUGUUUCUAAAAAUGAAAAUGCGACUGUUGUCUGUUCUGUGUAUUUGUUUCUUCAGCUUUAUGCGCUCAGUUCCUAUCAUUUGCAUAAAAGUGGUGGAUGGAAAUGUGUAUGAAUUAACAUUUUCCUUUGCUGAUUUUUUGCACUACAUUUGGAUUGGAGAAAAAAAGAUUUAUUUAAAUGGUUCAGGCAUUUUACUGACAGGCAGCACGGUGGUGCAGUGGUUAGCACUUUCACCUCACAGUGAGAGGGUUCAACUCCCGGUUGGGGCGUUUCUGUCUGGAGUUUGCAUUUUCUCCCUGUGCCUGUGUGGGUUCUCUCCGGGUGCUCCCGCUUCCUCCCACAGUCCAAACGAGCACAUUAGGUUAAUUGGCGACUGGCGACCUGUCCAGGGUUAUCCCCUUCCUCACCCAAUGUCAGCUGGGAUUGGCUCCAGCCCCCCCUGCAACCCUACAAGGACAAGCAGUAUAGAUAAUGGAUGGGUGGAUUUUACUGACAGAUUUAUUCAGGGUGAAUUUUGCUAAAUAUCGCCUCUGAAAUGUCAUUUAAAUUAAUGCAUAGGUGUAUGAAUGCCAAGAACAGCUGUCGCAUUUUCAAAGUCCCAUUAUCAUGGAUUUGUUAUCUUGCUUACUCAUGCGCUCAAUAUAACAGUUUCUUUCCUUGAGAUAAUGCGAUAAUUAAUCUGCUAUGGCAAGAUUUGGUUAUCAUGAGAUAACUUGUUAACUUGAAAUAACACGAUUAAGAACAAUUAUAGCAACCAAAGCCACUCUCAACUUCAGUAUCUGUACACACAGGCCAUUUACAUCCAGCUCUUGCAAAAGUUUAUGAAAAGCUCACAUUAAACUUUCAAGUUUAACUGGAGAGUCAUAAGCCAGUCAAGUCACACAAGUGGAUAAAAAUACACACAGGAGUCAAACAAACCUCAAGCUAAACUAUUUCCACUUUGGCUUAAAUAGGUCUGGAGGCCGUAAAGCUGUUGUCAGUCAUAAAAGAUCCGUUUCAAAGUACACACCAGUCCUAUUCUUUUCCCGACUCCUGACGUUGUGUCCCCCUGAGGUCAAACCUCAAGCAGCUUGAGGUUCAGGAAUAUUUUUGUUAAGCAGAGUUCCCCCCGACAUCUUGUUUAUUAAACACUGUGUGAUAUGAAAUCCAUCUGCAAACACACUCACACAAAAUGGAGAUUAAGUGUUUCUCUUGCUAAGCUGCAGGUUUUGUGUCUCUUUUCCUUAAAUGCAGCAUGUUUCUCAUCGCACUAGAAACACACACACUCAAUUAUGUUCAGACACAACCCAAUCACGCUCACUCAGUUUCUUUAUCGCUUCUCACUCAGACAUGCACACACAAAUAUGGUCUUGCAUUAAAUUGGCCAAGUCGGACAUGUCCUCGCAUGCCAAGUGUACAACUGCGGCACUUAUACCAGUUUAUAUUUUGAACCAUUUUCAGCUGAAAAUUAGACAAACCUUCCUUUGCUCAUUAAUUCAUUUCACAUUCAUUCUCUUCCAGCAAAUAAGGGCAUCACAGCAUCUGUGGAACUAUGUGUCUUUGUUGUGAAAUGUUUCUGUCUAUCAGUUGAAAAGUUAGGACUUUAUAUUUUUCUAAAUAUAUCUAUGAGAAGGAAUCUUAUGUAUUUGAAUACUGUAUAUGAAUAUGUCCUUGUAUACUGCGUUGUUGGUGGGAGCGAGUGCAGUGGCUUUGUAGUGUUUUGAGCAUGUUUGCACAGCCUACCACAAACUUGUAUCUUUGCAGACCUGGUUAAAAUGAAUCAUGACCAUCAAUAAAAUAUACUUAAGUAA